CGAAUACCAUGUAGCCCCUAUUAAAGUGUCUGCUUUUGAAGAUAGCAUCAUUACGUCGGUGUAAGCUGUAAUAAAGGCAAACCUCUUUCAGGGUAAACAAAAGAUUAGGUAAACAAACCUAGCAGCAUUCAAAACUGACAAGAUGUGCUAUCAGUAUAGGUAAAUUAAGCAUCGAAAAUUACCCCCGUUUGUCAGCAAAUUCUUUGAUUGGCCUUGUUAUCGGUAAAGAUAAGUUGAUUGUUCAGUACGCCUAGUCUGUGCAAUGUCAUAGUAGGCCAGUUAGCAUUCUGCGUCUUUCCGACUCGGUUAUUCCAUUUGUGAUGUAUAUAACGUUUCCACUCUCAUACCGAUUAACGCCAAAGUACCCUUAUGAAGCACUGCAUCCAAUAAAAAAAACCAGAUUGAAAGUGAAUUACUAAUGCUAUUAGUUAUGUUUUGUUUGGCAUUGAACCUACCAGAAUAGAAAGUGAGAAAAGGUGAAUAAUAUGACACAUAACGGAUUUUCAAACCAUCACGAACAAGAGCUUGUAGCAGGCAACGUCGAGGGACACACUAAUGGAAUUCACGCAAAUGAUGACGAAGCUAAAAAUCAAUCUAAAUUCGAUACCUUAUGGAACACAAAGAUCUCUAACACUACGUCGUUUAUCAUCGUUUCCAAGUUUCUAGCGGAAUUUUUUGGAACAGCAACGCUCAUGUUUCUCGGCUGUUUGGGCUGCUUGGAUGGUUUUGACAACGUUACAACCAACUUAAGCCGAGGCAUCAUUUUUGGCUUCACCGUUAUGAUUGUGAUCCUCACGUUUGGUGUUGUAUCAGGAGCACACAUAAACCCAGUGGUUUCCAUAGCCGCUUACAUCUAUGGUGAUCUUUCUGGCACAAUGGUAUUAGUUUACUUUAUAGCACAAUUCACCGGAGCUUUAUGUGGUUACGGACUGCUCAUGGCUGUUGCUCCUCAAGAUUAUUUCAACCAAGCAUUGGUGGAUGGCUAUGGGAGCUGUGUUACUGCUCCACAUAACAGCCUUACAUCUGCAGGAGCAUUGGCAAUAGAGUUCAUAGUAACAGGAAUCCUUAUAUGGGCAUGCUGUGGAGUAUGGGAUCCGCGUAAUGCAGACCAACAGAACUCGGUACCAAUUAAAUUUGCGUUACUUGUAGCAGCCAUCUCGGUUGCAGCUGGUCCUGCCACAGGGGCCAGUAUGAACCCCGCUAGAACACUUUCUCCUUGUAUAUGGAAUAAUAGUUAUCAUAAAAUAUGGAUAUAUUUCGUUGGACCACCGUUGGCCGGUGUUAUUAUGCCCAUCGUGUAUAAGUACGUAUUCCGAAGAGAAUCGAACAACAUCAUCGAACAUAUUCCUGCACCUCCACAGGAACAAGUCUGUGUUUGCAUCCUGCACAAUAAAGAAUCACAUGUUGAUAAAGUUUCGGCUCCUAGUUGCAUCACUUCUAAUCUCAGAGCAUCAAGUUUUUUUUGUGAAGUUCUAUCUUUACUGGGAGUCAUUUCCUUUUGUUCCUUAAACGGUGAGUUUUGUGAUACAACCACAAUGAAAAAAUCUACGCUUGAUAACAUUUCUGUUUUUCUUGCCGAACUGAUUGGCACAGGACUAUUGGUGAUGUUAGGAUGCAUGGGAUGUGUGUCCGGACUUGGUCAUACACCUUCCCACUUUGAACUAUGCAUCAACUUUGGAUUAAUAGUGAUGAUCAUCGUACAAAUAUUUGGAUGUGUAUCUGGAUCUCACCUUAACCCUGCCGUUACGGCAGCUGCAUGGGUGUACGAGUUGGUUUCAACCAAGAUGGCUCUAGCUUAUGGUGCAGCACAAUGUAUCGGUGCUUUCAUGGGCUACGGAAUUCUCAAACUGCUGACGCCUGCUUCUGUAUUUGAAGUCGCUCUUGAAAAAGGAGCAGGAUUCUGCGUAACACAGCCGAACAGUGCUAUCUCGAAUAUGCAGGCAGUUGGUAUUGAAUUUGUUGCAACAAUGGUAUUAAUUUUGGUAUGCUGUGGUGUUUGGGAUCCUCGUAACGCAAAGCAUCACGAUUCGGUUGCCUUAAAGUUUGGCUUUACUGUUGGAGCCUUAGCUGUUGCGGCAGGACCUUACACCGGUGCGAGCAUGAACCCAGCACGUUCGUUAGGACCAGUCCUAUGGAAUGGAGUAUACAAUGCACAUUGGAUCUAUUGGGUUGGUCCGCUUGGCGCUGCUUUUCUGACCGCCUUUGCCUAUAAGGCUGUUUUCCGGCGGGAGGUUCCUAUUGAGCAACACAACCACGAACUUGCUGCACUGAAUACAGACAAGUCAAAUGUUUAAUAGCAACAUAAUCUCAGAUCGAAUCCUAUGUACCACCAACGAUCACCUUGCCCACAGCAAAAGUGUCAGUGUGUAUGUACUGCAACCUAAUUACUCAUUUAGCAGCCCAUUUCUGUGGACCAAUCAUUAUUAUGAUUGUGUUUGCGCGUGUGCUGGCUGCACUCAUUUUAAAACUAAAUUGUGCAAGACGUAUGCAUUGUUUAAUAUUAAGAUAUGCUGUUAAAAUAAAUGCUGUUAAAAUAAAUAAAUUUCAAAAACGGGAAAUACACACAUAUUUCAUACGAAAUAAUUGUUAAGAGAUUGUAAAAUUUGCAGUGCACCGUUCAUUUAUUUUAAAAUGUGAUAUGAUUGUAGUUCUGAGGAUUAAAACUUACCAAUAAACUUAUAAUAGUUUAUUCAUAUAUUGCAGAAAGUCCAAACAAUAACCUAGCUAUAUUUUCUUAUUAUUCGGUUCAUAUUCCUAUAGUAAAACGAAAAAUACGAGAAUAUAACAUUGUGUUCUAAUAGAGGCAUAGCACAACAAACACCGAUUUGAUCAACGCGAAUCUCGCUAUAGGGUAAUUUGCCAAUUGUUGCACACUUAAAGGAACAGCUAACGUAUUUCAUAUAUUUGAGAUGGAUUAAAUUACAAUAUUCUGGUUAUGAGUGUCUAUUAUA
Molecule: messenger RNA, 2951 nt
Organism: Anopheles arabiensis
Lineage: Eukaryota; Metazoa; Arthropoda; Insecta; Diptera; Culicidae
Exons: 8
Coding region: 486-2294 (602 amino acids)
Biological process (GO): transmembrane transport
Cellular component (GO): plasma membrane
Molecular function (GO): water channel activity
Source: RefSeq, a predicted model, not a curated record